AUGGCUAAAGACCUUGUUCACCUCCAACAUUUCCUGGGCCAACGUCUUGAGGAGCGAUGCGGACGCGAAAUUGAUUUUAUUGUUAAUCGUUUUUGGGCAGCGCGGAGGAGCGCGAUUCCGAUGAGCCACACCGAGCAGCGCCUUUUGCUACGUGCCGCCCACACGAUGGCCGACAAAUACGCCGGCACCGCCAAUUUUCAGAGCUUUUUGGAGCUGGUGUCUAAUGAGGCCUACGAAAUGCUCCAACACCCACCACAGGUGAAACCCGAAGAGACAGCCCUUUUCCUCAGCCAAAGUUGGUGUCGACCGAUCGAAGGCGGGCCUGCCAAGGAGCUUCGAACCCUUGGUGAUGAGAAUUUGGACCUAACCACCAGAAAACACGCCCUGGACAACCUAAUCUCCCUGGCCAACUCGCACUUUUUGGAUGGCCAAUUCCUCGAUGAAGCCCUACCCGUAUUUUUCGAUAUUUUGGAGGUAUUACCAGACGUUCUGACAAUGUUCUCAAAGCUGCUGGAAAGCGAGGAGCCAAUUUGCUCUCCCACGCGUACCUCAAAUCUCGUCUCAAUCCUCGUCCAUUUCUACGUCUUUACCGUAUCCAAUCGAUUCCGACAACAACUACGGCUUCUCCUCGUGAAUUCGCUAUCUCCAUCGUAUCACUCGAAAAUCGCCCGUCAACUGGCCAGUCACGGGGUCUGUGCCCUCGGGCUACUCGUACAGUGUACUAACGCGGAACUAAAGGAGAUUCAUGCAAUAACCGCUGGAAACACGCGACAACCUCUCGUCAAGCUCGACAAGUUUAUGGAAAAACGGGCCGGCCGUCGAUCC
Mesorhabditis spiculigera is the source of this 825-nucleotide messenger RNA. Lineage: Eukaryota; Metazoa; Nematoda; Chromadorea; Rhabditida; Rhabditidae. The record is from the annotation of a GenBank genome assembly.